This is a messenger RNA of Capsicum annuum, 1503 nucleotides long. Its product is annotated as gibberellin 20-oxidase-like protein. The coding region runs from base 517 to 1470 and encodes 317 amino acids. The transcript has 2 exons. Lineage: Eukaryota; Viridiplantae; Streptophyta; Magnoliopsida; Solanales; Solanaceae. The record is from RefSeq and is a predicted model, not a curated record. Gene Ontology annotation, molecular function: dioxygenase activity.
ACUCAACCAAACGACCCCUAAAGUGUCCGUUAUGUGCAGGGUUUGGAAAAAGGCUAGACCACUUACCUGCAUUUUCACUAGAGGUUAUUUCAACUAUUUGAACACAUGACCUCGUGACAACAUGGCAACAACUCUACCGGUUACACCAAGAAUACCCUACCCUAGUACCCCUCAUGUUACAUGCUUUAUAUCCUGCAUAAUUAUUUAUUCUCAUUUCUCUGGAGGAUUACUCGUUUUCACAUCUGACUUGUCCACAUCCCUAAAUGUCUUGUAGAACUUGAGAUUCUUGCUUGUCAUUUGUCACAUUAGGAGACAAAGUUAUAGGAUUUAGAGUUAGUGAGUUCAGAAGGAAUGCAGUCUUAUUAUAUAUACACACGGUUCGAAUCAGAAAGCCUGCAUCCGCCUACGAGUUUAUAAUACAUAGUUAAUGAGGGAUACUCUUUGCAAGACAUAGCUACCCUUCUAUUUAUUUGAGUACAUAAACACGACAGAAAAAAACUAACCUAUCUGUUGAGCAUGUCUGAAUCUCAGACUCGUGUAAAACUUCCCAUUUUCGACAUUUCGAGGCCAUUGAGUUCAUCUAAUUCCCUAAAGUCCCUUUCUUUAGCUUGUAAAGAAUGGGGUUUUUUUCACAUCAGCAACCAUGGAAUUCCCAGAGAUUUAUGCAGACAAAUUCAUUUCCUUUCUAAACAGAUAUUCAAUCUCCCUAGUGAUGUAAAGCUCAAUGCUGGACCUUUUUCAAAUAUAAGAACCUAUACUCCUCACUUCAUUGCUUCCCCUUUCUUUGAGAGCCUCAGGGUUUCUGGACCUGACUUCUUUGCUUCUGCACAGAGCACUUCCCAAGCCCUGAUCAACCAGCCAAUUCCAGAAUUCAGUCAUGCAAUGGAGGUGUAUGGGAGCAAAAUGGAAGAACUUUCCAAAAGCAUUGUUGAGGUCAUACUGAUGAGUUUAGGUGCUGAAUUUGAGCAAAAGUUCGCAUCGGAAUUCAGGAACUGUCAUGGCUAUCUAAGAGUAAACAACUAUACUCCACCCGAAAGCACGGAAAAUGUACAAGAAGUUGAAGGGCUAGGAAUGCACACUGAUAUGAGCUGCAUAACAAUAGUGUAUCAAGAUGAAGUUGGUGGACUUCAGGUGAGAUCCAAAGAAGGCAAGUGGAUGGACAUUGAUCCUUGCCAAGACACUCUUGUUGUGAAUGUUGGAGAUCUCUUGCAGGCUUGGAGUAAUGGGAAAUUAAGGUCAUCUGAACACAGAGUUGUCCUGAAAGAGCCUGUGAGCCGAUUUUCUAUCGCUUUCUUCUGGUGUUUUGAAGAUGAGAAACUGAUUGUUGCACCAGAAGAGGUUGUGGGGAAGGACAAUUUGAAGGUCUAUAAGGCUUUCGUUUGUGCUGAUUAUUUGAAGUACAGAGAAAGCAAUGAGAAAGGCAAGUUUGAGAAAGUUGGUUUCACUGUCAAACAUUUUGCAGGUAAAUAAUCAUCUUUGUUAUAGCCAUUUCUUCUUCCCCUU